Messenger RNA from Nicrophorus vespilloides, 1425 nucleotides. Its product is annotated as WD repeat-containing protein 13-like. Lineage: Eukaryota; Metazoa; Arthropoda; Insecta; Coleoptera; Silphidae. Gene Ontology annotation, molecular function: protein binding; promoter-specific chromatin binding. Gene Ontology annotation, cellular component: nucleus. The coding region runs from base 71 to 1381 and encodes 436 amino acids. The record is from RefSeq and is a predicted model, not a curated record. The transcript is spliced from 8 exons.
CACCAUCUGACAAUUUAAACGUCAAAGUUUGUUUGUGGUGUGGACGUAUCUUUGUUUACGUGAGGCGAAGAUGACCACUGCACUGCAGCAGCAGGUUUUCGCAUUAGAUGCUAAAUACAAUGCGAUUCGAGUGCCCAAAAGUCCUAAUUACAGGACUUUGUACAUCAGAAGAAGGAGCCAGCUGCUGAGGGACACGGACAGGGAUCAGGAGAAAUGGAAGCAGUACUUAAGGCUGAGGGCUUUGCUGCUGCAGCAGAAGUAUGGCCCAACUGAGUUGACCCACAAACGUUCCAUUAGCAGGACAAGUUUAACUCCGAUGUCAACAGCAGCAGAAUCUGUGAUUCCGACGAGAAAUGCGGAAGCUUCGAAGGCUAUAGUCGGUGGUAAUUCCAUAGCGGAAAAUUACGCUUUCGUGGGCGUCCAUCAUAUCUAUGAUCAGCAUACAGCCGCUGUGACUAUGAUCAAAUUUGCUAAUAACGAUAGGGCGAAGCUCUGCUGUUCCUCCGUGGAUAAAACCUUAUCCAUUUGCGACGUUACCACCAGCUCUGUGAUAGCCAUACUGAGAGGACACGAUGGACCGGUGACUUGUUUCGAUUGGUCUAUCAAUAAUGAUCUGCUAGUUAGCACCAGUUUGGAUGGAACGAUGAGGGUUUGGAGCGCGGACAAUUGUUUGAGAACCGUGCGCGAGCCGAACAAGUCUCAACUUCUCUGCUGCAUCUUUCAACCGGCCAACAAUAACUUGGUGAUCGUUGGAAAUGGACGUGGAGAGAUUCGCGUCGCGAACGUGUCCACCGGGAGGUUCCUGCAGAGCGUCUGUCGCGUCGGUGGGAACGUUUUGAGCGUGGCUUCAGAAACGAACGGGAAAAUAAUCUGGGCUGGAAAUGACAAAGGCGAAAUCGUGUCCGCAGUUUUCGAUGUUUCCGGCGGUUUGCAGAGAACACGAAAGUUGACUUUGGGUGUGGCGUGUUCCGUGACCAGCUUGAGUUACAGGGCUUGGAUUAGUCGAGAAGCGAGAGAUCCCAGUCUCCUCAUCAACUGCAGCAACAACGCUGUAUGCUUGUUCAGCGUAACAGAUGAUGAGGGUGAGCUGCGUCUGAAGCGAAAAUUCCAGAAUUGCCAUCAGAAGCAUUUGGUGAAGUCCAUAUUUUGUCCGAUAAUGUCUUUCAGGCAAGGAGCGUGCGUUGUUACUGGAAGUGAAGAUGGGAACGUGUAUUUUUUGGAUAUCGAGAAGACCACGAACAAGGCGAGGCUGAACACGUUACAGGGACACGCCUGCGCCGUUCUGGGCGUGUCCUUCAAUUAUAAUGAAUCUCUAUUGGCCACGAGCGAUUUGGAAGGCUUGGUCAUCAUUUGGAAACGAUCUGAAUCUCUGAUGGUUUAACGGAUGAUUAGCAAUUUUUUUAAUAAUGAGUCGUCCGAGGAUAU